Sorex fumeus (smoky shrew) is the source of this 1509-nucleotide messenger RNA. RefSeq names its product 25-hydroxyvitamin D-1 alpha hydroxylase, mitochondrial. Gene Ontology annotation, molecular function: monooxygenase activity; oxidoreductase activity, acting on paired donors, with incorporation or reduction of molecular oxygen; heme binding. Gene Ontology annotation, biological process: cortisol metabolic process; glucocorticoid biosynthetic process; cellular response to peptide hormone stimulus. The coding region runs from base 1 to 1509 and encodes 502 amino acids. NCBI's taxonomy places the organism in Eukaryota, Metazoa, Chordata, Mammalia, Eulipotyphla, Soricidae. The transcript is spliced from 9 exons. The record is from RefSeq and is a predicted model, not a curated record. Gene Ontology annotation, cellular component: mitochondrial inner membrane.
AUGACCCAGAACCUCAAAUUCGCUUCCAGAGUGUUCCAUCGCGCCCGCCGUGCUCCAGAACUGGGCACCAGAGGCUCCAGCUCAGCGGCCCGUAGUUUGGCAGACAUCCCAGGCCCCUCCACGCCCAGCUUCCUUGCCGAACUUUUCUGCAAGGGGGGGCUGUGGCGGCUGCACGAGCUGCAGGUGCAGGGAGCCGCGCGCUUCGGGCCGGUGUGGUUGGCCAGCUUCGGGACGGUGCGCACCGUGUAUGUGGCGGCCCCUGCGCUCGUGGAGCAGCUGCUGAGACAGGAGGGACCCCUGCCCGAGCGCUGCAGUUUCUCACCGUGGGCCGAGCAUCGCCGCCGCCGCCGGCGGGCAUGCGGACUGCUCACCGCGGAAGGCGAGGAAUGGCAGAGGCUUCGCAGCCUCCUGGCCCCGCUCCUGCUCCGGCCCCAGGCGGCCGCCCGCUACGCCGGGACCUUGGACGACGUGGUCCGUGACCUGGUGCGGCGACUGCGGCGCCAGCGGGGUCGGGGUGCGGGGCCGCCCACCCUGGUACGGGACGUGGCAGGAGAGUUUUACAAAUUCGGCCUCGAAGGCAUCGCAGCGGUGCUGCUGGGGUCCCGCCUGGGCUGCCUGGAGACCCAGGUCCCACCCGACACUGAGACCUUCAUCCGCGCUGUGGGAUCCGUGUUUGUGUCCACGCUCUUGACGAUGGCGAUGCCCAGCUGGCUGCACCGCCUGGUGCCCGGACCCUGGAGCCGCCUCUGCCGAGACUGGGACCAGAUGUUUGCCUUUGCCCAGCAGCAUGUGGAGCGGCGAGCGGCAGAAGUGGCCGGGAGGAGCCCCGGGAAGCCUGAGGAAGACGUGGGACCCGGGGCACACCUCACCCACUUCCUGCUCCGGGAAGAACUGCCUGCCCCGUGCAUCCUGGGGAACGUGACAGAGUUGCUACUGGCGGGAGUUGACACGGUGUCCAACACGCUCUCCUGGGCUCUGUAUGAACUGGCCCAGCAUCCUGAAGUGCAAAAGGCGCUCCACUGUGAGAUCACCACUGCCCUGGGUCCUGGAGGCCAGCCCCCUGCCACUGGGCUGUCUCAGCUGCCACUACUGAAGGCUGUGGUUAAGGAAGUGCUCAGACUGUAUCCUGUGGUACCUGGCAAUUCUCGUGUCCCAGACAAAGACAUUCAUAUAGGUGACUACAUUAUUCCAAAAAAUACACUGGUGACACUGUGUCACUAUGCCACUUCAAGGGACCCUGCCCAAUUCCCAGAGCCAAAUUCUUUUCGCCCAACUCGCUGGCUGGGAGAGGACCCAGCCCCCCACCCAUUUGCAUCUCUUCCCUUUGGAUUUGGCAAACGCAGCUGCAUGGGGAGACGCCUGGCAGAACUUGAACUGCAAAUGGCCUUGGCUCAGAUCUUGAUCCACUUUGAGGUACAGCCUGAGCCAGGUGCUGCCCCAAUCAAACCCAUGACCCGGACAGUGCUGGUGCCCGAGAGGACCAUCAACCUCCAGUUCCUGGACAGAUAA